Messenger RNA from Peniophora sp. CBMAI 1063, 1620 nucleotides. The record is from the annotation of a GenBank genome assembly. NCBI's taxonomy places the organism in Eukaryota, Fungi, Basidiomycota, Agaricomycetes, Russulales, Peniophoraceae.
AUGCAGAUGUUUUUCGUCGCCGCUGGACUCGCGGCCUGUCUUGCCAUUCACCGGCGUCCAAUUCAAGGCGGAACGGCCUUGCUCCUCAUAUUUAUUGAACUGAUUCUCACGCUCGCUUAUACCUUUGUGCUUGGCCAAGGCUUCUUGGCUUCUACACAGUAUGCUAUACUAGGCACCGCGCAGACCCUCCUUACCCUUGUGUUGUCGACCGUCGCCUAUCGACUCUCUCCUUUCCACCCUCUGGCUAGUUUCCCCGGGCCUAUCGUGAACAAGAUCACGAGCCUACGCAUUCUAUACGUGGUAGCCACAGGACGUAGACAUCUGUAUAUCGAGAGCCUGCACCGCAAGUACGGGAAGUUCGUGCGCACGGGUCCAAACACUCUAUCCAUCAAUUCGCAUGCAGCAGUCGCGCCUAUCUACGCCAAUGCGAACGCAUUCGACCGUAGCAACGCCUACAUUCUCCCGGGAUCUACUGAGAAGGGCAUCUUUUUCAUGACAUCCCGAACCCAGCAUGGUGCACGUCGCCGGUUCUGGGCAGGCGGGUUCACCUCACAGUCGCUCGCGAACUACUUCCCAACACUUGUCAAACGCACUGAUCAACUUAUGGACUGCAUCGCGAGGCGAUCUGACCGUCACGGCAACGUCGAUAUUGGCGACUGCAUUCAGCAUUGGUCAUAUGAUGUCAUGGGAGAUCUGACCUUUGGAGGAUCCAACCGUUUGGAGCUGAUGGAAGAGGGAGAUCCCCGGGAGCUUGUCAAAAGCGGCCAACUUGCUACUUGUGUCUUUGAGAUUCUGGGCGAAGUACCUUCUCUCUUCCAGAUAGCGUGGUAUCUCCCCGCUACCGCUAUAGUUCGUCGCCUGGAGGAUCUCGCAUACGACAUGAUGCUUGCGCGAAGAGCAUCGGGUGACACUGACAACGACUUAUCCUCGCACAUACUUCGAGGUAUCAAUGACGACGAUCCUUUCGUGGAUGAAUAUCUGCGCAUGGAUGCGAUAUUUGCUAUCCAGGCUGGUUCCGAUACCACCACCGGAGUAGUCACCCUGACUAUAUAUCUUCUCCUAUCCCACCCCGACGUUGCCGAAAGGCUACGGAAUGAACUCAGGAGCGCAUUUCCCAGUCGCGACGACGUGUCGAUACAGGCCCUCGACGACCUCGCCUAUCUUGACGCUGUUGUUACUGAAUCUUUGCGGCUCGGCAGCCCCUUCCCUGGGCUACCUCGCGUCGUCCCCGACCAAGGCCACGUGAUUGAUGGCGUAUAUGUGCCAGGUGGUACUAUAGUCGGCGUACCUGCAUACGCGCAGGAGGUUGCGGAAGAGAACUUCUGGCCAGAACCGAAGGCGUAUAAACCUGAACGCUGGCUUCCCGGUGGACUUGGCCCCGGUUCUCGCGCUUGCAAGGCAGCCAUCAUGACGUUCUCAUAUGGCCCAUUCGGAUGUCUGGGGAAGGCUCUGGCGAUACAAGAACUCAAGCUCCUUAUCGCACAACUUCUUCUGACCUACGAUUUCAAGUUCACGCCUGACUUCGACCCACGGGCGUUUGAAGCCGGUGUUCGCAAUCUGCGUACUACAUUGUUCGACCAUCCGCUGAAGGUUCAAGUUGCUAGACGAGCUCAGAUCUGA